AUGAACGAACAUGAACAGAGGUCGUGUUCGACCGUUCGUUCGUUUAUGUUCGUGAACGUUCGGCAACAUUAUCUACAAUGUGCACCAGGAGUGCUAAAUAAGCAUUAUCAAAAGUUGAUCAACUGCGAUACGCGACUUAACUUACUUAGCCAACAGGCAGACGCAUCGUCAGACGCGCAGCCCGCAGCAAAAGAUCCCGUCAAAGAUCCAAAUAUGUCAAACAAUAACGGCUCUAACCAACUAGAAAGCGGGGGCACUCAUGGGUAUGUGGAAAGUUGGGGUCUCGUGCGGUCAAAGGCUAUCGGGCUGGUCAAUGCACCGUGCCCCCUGCGAACAAUGUCCAUAUCCGAUAUCGUAAACCACAGUGCACAGUGUUUCCGAGCAAAACCAAAACCCUGCUCGGGUCAACGAAGUCAACCACAAUCAGUUGGUCAAGAAUAUUUCCGAGAUUCUGCUUAACAACAACACACAGUUGACCACACCUUCGGAUGAGAAAAGUCCAAUGUCAGGAGUCAACUCACUAUGCAGUCUUCUUCAGGACGGAAACAAGUCGAAUGACUAUUCUGACCCUGACGCGGGUAACCAUAACGUACAAGAAUGGGCUGAUGGAAAUGACCAUUUUAUCCCUUCGGGUAAUCUGACACCCGAGAAUGACAAAGGGAUGUCAAGAGACGACUCGUUUACUGAUCUGGUAGAUCAGCUUCCGCAAAUCGAAACGCUCCCGAGGCUUUUCUUUGACACCUCGCAGGAUCGUGAUAUCGUUGACUUUUGAGCACUGUUGAAGCUGUAAAUACGACUCGGGUUUCGGGGAAGUAUAUAUGGAAGUGGAAAUGUGCAUAUAAUGACAUUAGUUUCUGUUAAUAUAUGAAUUCAUUUUGGAUUUGACUA
Molecule: messenger RNA, 888 nt
Organism: Helianthus annuus (common sunflower)
Lineage: Eukaryota; Viridiplantae; Streptophyta; Magnoliopsida; Asterales; Asteraceae
Exons: 2
Coding region: 1-459 (152 amino acids)
Source: RefSeq, a predicted model, not a curated record